Cordyceps fumosorosea ARSEF 2679 is the source of this 3030-nucleotide messenger RNA. Its product is annotated as WD domain containing protein. Gene Ontology annotation, molecular function: protein binding. The record is from RefSeq and is a predicted model, not a curated record. Lineage: Eukaryota; Fungi; Ascomycota; Sordariomycetes; Hypocreales; Cordycipitaceae. Gene Ontology annotation, cellular component: mitotic spindle. The transcript has a single exon. The coding region runs from base 1 to 3030 and encodes 1009 amino acids. Gene Ontology annotation, biological process: mitotic spindle organization; regulation of mitotic cell cycle.
AUGGCCGCUGUUACGCCAUCCAACAGUCGGUUGAAGCUGACGCCCUCCAACUCUCCCUUUCUGGGACGUCCCUCGAGAUCCCCUAUGCGCGGUCGCCACCAGGAAUCCUGGCUCUCCUUGCGGAGAGUGGUCGGUACGACUUGCCGCUCCCAAACCGGGUUCGACACCCUCGAUUCUUCCUUUGCCUAUGUUGCUGGAGGUGCUGUCGUGGUCGUCACUGUCGAAAAUGGAAACUAUACACAGCGCUUCUAUCGCGCCCGACCGGCUGCCGUCCCCAUCUACAAUGCCGCGAACACGCUGCAAAAUACUUCGAGCACGCCUAACUUGACUACUCCUAAGGCGAACGAUAGCCGCGGCAGAGUCGCGCCCUCAAACCGAGACUCCAUAUAUGGUUCGGUCGAUUGGGCCGAUUCCCCCACCUCCAAAACUUGGACUAGCAGAGAAAGGAUCAAGGCUGCGACCUGCGUUGCGCUCAGCCGCGAUGCCAAGUUUCUCGCUGUUGGCGAGACAGGCUAUGCGCCUCGAGUUCUAAUCUUCAACCUCCAAGAAGCCUCAUCUGACACACCACUCGUUUCCAUUAGCGAGCAUACCUUUGGUGUAAACGCCGUGGCUUGGUCGGCAGACUCACGAUAUCUUGCCUCAUUGGGUGCUGCUAAUGAUGGCUUCCUAUACAUCUGGAAGGUCGAGCCCCGGACCGGGCAAACGAAGCUGUUUCAGCAGAAUCGAUGCACUUCAUAUAUCCGACACAUGACAUGGAUGGGUAGCAACCUCAUCACGCUUGGUGUGCGCCAUGUCAAGAUUUGGAGAGUCGAGGACGGGUCUUCAUCCCCGACAAAGAGUCGGCACUUUAAUGAUUCUGCUCCUUCUACCCCGACAUCUUGUCAAAAGACACUGCCUGGUCGCAAUGUCUUGCUGGGGGGUCUCCUUGACGCAAUUUUUACCUGUGCCGCCGUGGAUGGAAAUCGACUCCUCGUAUGCACCGAGGCUGGGGACGUCUGCAUUAUGGACGACGACGACAGACAAAUGAAGCUUGUUAAAGCAGUCACUUUGAAUUUCGCUAUUACCACUAUUACCAUAAAGGGAGACGUCGCCUACGUUGGGGGAAAAGAUGGCUCUUUUGCCACAUUGGACGUUCUAGCGGUCAUGGACGGUGGUGGCGACGAUUGCAUCUUGACCACGGCGACUGCACCAACAGGAGUGCUGGCCCUGGGUUUUCUAAAUGACAAUCUCGUCACUAUUGAUUCGAAGCAGUCCAUUGACAUUUGGUCCCGCAAUCAUUUGCCUGGUCAAAAGCAAGACGCAAUUGCCCACAUCCCCAUCCCUGGCCACGGCGAAUCCAUCAACGGGGUACAUCCGCUCCGCCGCCCUAAUAAGCCCAAUGCGUCAUUCAUUACCUGGUCGGGAUCAGGAAACGUCACGUUCUGGGAUACAGAAGGUCGACAGAAACUGUCGGUGGACGUUCCUAUCGACGCGGUUGAGAUUGACUCAGAAAUGGGCAUCAGCAACCAGGUUACUUGCGUUGAAACACUACGCAACGGCAAGCAACUCAUCGUCGGGGACCGGCUAGGAAUAAUGAAGAUCUUUGACGUUGAUACAAAGGAGUUGCUGCUUGACACCAAAGCCCACGCCAUGCACUGUGUCGGCAUUAGCGUCUGCGAAACCCCGAACAAAUUCAUAAUUGCAAGCUGCGGCCGUGACAGGACCGUGCAGCUUUUCCACCAGUUGUCUGAUGGGCAGAUAGAACACUUCCAGACACUCGAGUUCAAUGCGAGAGUCGUACAAGUUCUGAUUCCCUCGGAUGACAAAGUCAUUACUUGUUCCCUUGACCGGUCUCUGCAGAUUCAUGAUCUUGUCACCCGUGAUGGCGAGCCUGACGUCAUUGCCGCUCUGCCCUCCAAGGUUAUAUCUCUCAAAGCGUCUCCCACCAGCUUACUCAUGGGACCGGACCGCCGCAGCAUAUAUGUUUCACUAUUAGACCGAUCCGUGUUCCAGUUUGAUCUUUUCACUGGCCGACAAGUCUCUUGCUUCAAGUGCAUAGAUGAGGGCGGCGUCGAGUCUGCCGUGCUGGAUGACUUGACCCUCGGCAAUUGGCCGGCCCGCGAUCUCGACUUUAUUAUUGGCACUUCUAAUACCGACAAGUCGAUACGAUUGUACGAUGCGCGAUCAGGGUCUUUCCUCGAUCGUGAGUGGGGACACACUGAGGCGAUUAACGGAGUGUGCAUAGUGGAGGACGAUGAUGGAUCGAAGAAAGUUGUCAGUGCCGCAUCGGACGGCACUAUCAUGGUUUGGCUGCUGGACUUCUUCGAGUGCUCGCCGAAAUCAACGAGCCGUGACCCGUCGCCCGCAAAAGAAAGCAGCAUCACCGGCAGACCUACAUUGAGGAAGGUGCUUUCACGGGCUGAGCUGGCAGAGUUUCAGCGCUCAACUCCGACCAACAACAGACAAAAGUCGCCGCCACGCACAUUACCGCGACGAAGCUCGCGCCUGAAUAUGAAAAAUGCCACCGGUACUCUGAAUGGGCAAGGCAAUGGCACAAUUGCCGAAAGCACCCCAUCGAGGCGCAGACCUUCUGUCAGCCAGGGAGCUAGUCCGCCACCCAGUCCGAAAGGUCGUAUCAGUCGUCGCCCAUCGCUACCAGCACUGGGCGCAACCGCACGCAAGAAGUCAUCCGCGACAAACUUGAGAGCACAAAACACGCUGAACACGGCUACAGAGCAAGCAUGUCGAACGUUGCGUGCCUACAGACGCAAGCUCUCGUCUGCAGAGCCCAUCACGGCUGAAUGCUUGACGGAGCUGGAUCAAGAACUCCGCCUCACGGCCGCUGCUUUGGGUGAUCGCGCUAUCCGCAGCAAAGCCAUGAAUGAGACGGUCCUCAGCGGGUUAUUGGACCAGUACUCCGAACGACUCGUCACGUUGCUUGACGAGAAACUACGGCUCACUACGCCGACCAAGGACCGAGAGACGGACAACUCGACAGUAGAGCGCCGUGGCAGUGCCUCGAGCAGCUCCAACACAUCAUCUUCGCCAUGA